Molecule: messenger RNA, 1113 nt
Organism: Nezara viridula (southern green stink bug)
Lineage: Eukaryota; Metazoa; Arthropoda; Insecta; Hemiptera; Pentatomidae
Source: the annotation of a GenBank genome assembly
GGUUUGAACUGGCCGUUGCUAUGUGUGUUUUCUUAAAUGUUUCGUUUGAUAAGAUCAUUUAUUAAACUUUUAUGAAAUUGAUAAGUUAUGCCCAUCACAUUUGAAAAGCUGUGUGACAACUAAUGUUUUGCUUGUAGUUUCUAAAUUCAUUUGAUUUCUUUUUAUUUCUCUUUAAAGAUUCUUUAUUACUUUACUGGUUUGUCAUCAGUUACUGCCUAGCAAUGGCAAGUGGUUACCAAUCUGGAGAUCUUUGUAGUGAUUUAUGGUUUCAGAUUUUCUCUUGUUGCAUUAAUCAACCUCCUCAACAGAAAAGAAAUCAAAGACAUGCUAGGAUUGACAGAUCCAUGAUUGGAGAACCAACUAAUUUUCAGCAUACCGGUCAUAUCGGGUCUGGUGAUAUUGAACUUGUCAAUUCCCAGCUAAGGGCUAUCCAAAAGCAAAUGCAGUCUAAAGGAGGCUAUGAGUUGGCAUUAGCCCAGAGAUCUUACAGUUGAUGUAUAUAACAUUUUUGGGGUUUACAGCUACAGUAUGUUGGUAUAGUAUUCUGUAAAAGAGUACCUAUGUAUGGUAAUAUAAAUAUAAGUUAAGAAUUUGACAGGUUCAGUGGAUAGGAUCAAUAAUUAUAAUUAUCAAAAUUUAUUUAAUAGUUAUGGACAGGUUUUGUUAAGUAAUAUUUCGUUUUAGGAUACUGAAUAAUUAAACUCAGUCGAGAAGGAUUUUAUUUUGGUAUACUUUUCCUGAUUUAUUGUGCAUUUCUACUUUAUUUUUUUAUCCUAGUGUAACCAUGUAGGCGAAGAAUUUUUACUGCAUGAUAUUUUCUAAUAUUAGGUUCUGAUUAUAAUUCUUUCAAACAUAAAGAUAUUUGUUGGAUAGUCAUUUGAUAUAAUGUUCAUGAAGUUAUGCAUUUUAGUUAUUAUAUAGUUAGUUAAAGAUCUGUUAUACUUUACUUUGUUCGACAUUUUUGGUAAUUGUUUUUGAAAUUAUGAAAAAGUUAAAUCUAUACAGGCUAUUCUGAAAAUCUUGUUUUAGUAAUAAUGAUACAUAUAGUUCAUGUUAUUAUUUUUCAGUAGAGAUUCUUAAAUAUUGCUUACUAAAUCCCUGUUAAGAAAUUCA